AUGCAAAACCACGUGACACUCUAAUUAUCCAUCUUGUUACUGCUGAUUCCAAUUCCCAAAUAUCCAUGAUUAACAUAAUUAAUCCUAACAUUAAAUCUAACAAAAAUAACAGAUGUCAUCAUACUACUAUCUCCAUCCAAACUGAUUAGACUAGAACCUACUAUAAUCCUGUGGGCCCGUCUGCAGACAAUCCUCCUUCCAUAAAUAUCUCUCUCUUCAACGGAUAAGCAUCACAAAAAAAAAAAAAAAAAUCCUUAUUUCUUUUUGCUUUUUAUUCAAGUAAGAAAAUACAUGCACAUACACAAACAUUCCAGAUUCUUCUACCACCUUAUAACUUCCACUUUCUUCAACCCCAAACACCGUCUUCAUACGUUGCAUAUAAAUCCCUUCUUUUCAAUUUUUCUCUCUCCUCAAAUUUCAAUUCAAUUCAAUUAAAUUAAUCGAUCUCUUUGAUCUCUCUCCUCUUCUUCUUUCCUUCAACAAUGGCGUCAGAAUCAGAAUUUUCUUCAACAGAGAUGCAAUCAUUCUUAGAAAGAUUAAUAACUUCAAGAAACAGAGACAUCUCCAUGUUUCUCCCCUUCAUGUUAGGGUUCAGUGGGCCCGACCCGACUGAAACCCGGCCCAGCUCGGAGGAAAACCCGACAACCCCAGAAGAACGCCGUGAAAGAAUCGUGCUGAUAAACCCGAUGACGCAAGGGAUGGUAGUGAUCGAAGGAGCAGGGCUUGAUUCUCUGUUUCGCGGAGUACAGAGUAAAGAAGGACAACCACCAGCUUCAAAAUCAGCGAUCCAGAAGAUGCCAAGUGUCGAGAUCAGAGAAGGCGAGGAGAAAGAGUGUGUGAUAUGCUUGGAAGAGUGUAAGGUUGGUGAUCUUGUUAAGGAGAUGCCAUGCAAGCAUAGGUUUCAUGGCGGGUGUAUCGAUAAAUGGUUGAAUCUUCACGGUUCGUGUCCGGUUUGCCGGUUUAAUUUACCGAUUGAAGAGGAAGAUGGUGGGAAGAAGGGAGAAGAGGAGGAGAGAGAAAGGAGAGGGCAAAGAGAGAUUAGGGUUAGUUUUUUGUUUGGGCGUAGUAGGAGAAGAACAGAGGAAGAGGAAGAGGAAGAGGAGAGAGAGAGUGAGUCUAAUGACUGACAAUAGUAAUUAGAGGUGUCGAUUCAGGUGUUCGGGUUUGAUCGAUCGGUUUAUUUGGAGUCAGGUUAAAGACAGGCAAAUUUUGUUACAUAUUAGUAUGGAAAUUUCAGUAGGGUUGUUUCUUUGUUAAUGCUUGUGAAUAUUGUAGGAGAUUAGAUGAACAGAAAUAAAUUUGUUGGGUUUAAUAUCUUUAAACAAUUUGUUUCAAUUCUUUUA
Molecule: messenger RNA, 1343 nt
Organism: Chenopodium quinoa (quinoa)
Lineage: Eukaryota; Viridiplantae; Streptophyta; Magnoliopsida; Caryophyllales; Amaranthaceae
Product: E3 ubiquitin-protein ligase RNF181-like
Exons: 1
Coding region: 483-1127 (214 amino acids)
Biological process (GO): protein ubiquitination
Cellular component (GO): cytoplasm
Molecular function (GO): ubiquitin protein ligase activity
Source: RefSeq, a predicted model, not a curated record